AUGAGGCCUCCACUGGCCAUUCUCUUCCUGGCAGAUUGGCUUCUCGCCUCAGCCGUGCGCCACGCGCCGGCCUCGCCGGUCGCGCACACGGUGGAAGUUCCAGCUUUACUUGAAGAAGGCAAUGUAUUUCACUAUGGACAUCAGGUACUGAAGAAGCUUCACAGCGAAACGGACGCCUCACAAGGAGAUGAGUUCAUCUCCUACUUGGCCAAGACGACCAUGGAGAAGUGUGCCGAACUGAAGGUGGCGCAAAACGCCUCCAAUGCCACUGAGCAACUGAAAAGAACACUCAAGGAGGUUUGCCAAGAGACGGACUCAUCCCACGUGGUUUCGGAGAUCUUUUCGCUGAUGAAUGAUGCCCUUGUCGCCAAAUGGAUCUGCGGAGGAUUGACGGCGGUGGACUACAUGUCUGCGAACGAACUUGAACAAUGUCAAGACGCUGGAAAGGUUGUCUUGGGCGGUCUCACCGGCAUGAUGGAGGCGAAAGGCAAGGGGAAGAUGUUGGCAACGAUGCAGACCUAUGCCCUGAAACUUGCGGUGAUCUUUGUGCCGCUGCCUCCCCCGCUGGGAGUCAUCAUUGAGAAGGGAGCGAACCUGGCCCUGUCAAGCUUGGCCAACGAUGCCACGAGUCACCUCGAGAAUCUUGAGACGAAGAUGAGUGCCAUGAUGCGGAAAAGCUUGUCACAGGAAUUGCUGCGGCUAGGCACCGCUCAAGCGCGUGCAGCGGAUGAACAGAUUCAGGAAAUGAUCACGUUGGAUGCUUUGCUGAACGACAUGGUUUCGAAGUCCAGCAAGCUCUUUGGCGGCGACUUUGCGGCCGCUAUGGCCAGGGUUACCAGCUUCAACCGCUGGGCGAUCAUCGAACACGACCUGAGCACCAGUACUGAGGUGCUACGUCCGCCGGAUGAGAUGCAACGCCUGGAGGAGCGGGCGCACUUCGCGCGAUUGAUGGAAACACAUUUGGAAAUGUACAUCUUGGUCCUCUCUCAGAUGCACCGCAGCCUGGGAGAUCGCGCGUCGUUGGAAAUUCAGGCGUCCUUGACCAGGAAGGCGCAGCGUAUGGCGCGGUUGCUGUUACCCGACCUGAUCCUCCAUUCGCAGUCUGUCUCCGUUUCUUCUGCCUCGCGGCAGCUGCAGAUCUUUGGGUCCAGCCCUUUGCUGUCGUCAGUGGGCUCCAGAUGCUCUUCGACAAAGCCAUCGCCCCGAGAAGCUUUGUGCUGUCGUCUAUUGGGGCGGCCAGAGUUCCACCUGGAAUUUCUGGUCACAUGUCUCUGGCUGCCCCUGAUGGAUCCGCCGAAUGGCGAUUUCGCCUAUCCCUUGCGGGUUGAUGGCUUCUCAACGGAGCAAGCCUGUUUCCUGGCGCCAGACGAGUUACCAGACUUGGUGCAGGAUGGACUGGCCUCCUGUGCCAAUCAUCAGGCGAUGGCGAUGCUCCUGAACCUGAGGACCAGCCGCGAGCCGGUCGAGCUUGGUAUGGGGCUGGGCGAAGCGCAGCGGAUGGCGAUGGAAGCGCUACUGCGUCUGGUGAGCAUGGACCGCAGAAUGGGGUCGCGGGGCAUCAGCACCAGACCAGUGGCGCAGAGGAAGGAGAUCCACUACAAGUUCAAGACCCUUGGGUGCCAGCAGGGCGCUCAACAGCUGCACAGGUCUCUUGGUUGGGAUCUGCAGAGCGACUUCGAACACUUGGAUGAUGAGGUGCUCUCCUCCACCCUCUACUUGGAGGCCAUCAUCGAGGUGAUGAACGCCAAAGCUGGGGUUCGUGAGGACGAUGAGAAGCGCCGAGCAUAUCGGCAGGCCAUCUCUGAGAAUCAGAGACUUCGAGAGGAGUCCUUGGCACAGUAUGCAAUUCGCAGACAGAAGGACUUCAGGAACGCGGCCAACUAUGGGGUGGUCAUCCCGAACUCUCUGAAGGCGAUGUUGCUGAAGGAAGGUGCGGGGUUGUCCGACCAAAAUCAGCAGAAUCUCACGGCUCUGCUUCAAGGCAAUGAUGAGGACCCAGACUUAGUUGCCAGAUGUCUCAGUCGCAUGGAUGUGCGUUCAGAUCGGCUGAGCGCUUACGUGGAUGAUGCUGCUCGGGAACCAUCCUACUUGGCUGACACCGAUGCCGCUAGUGAGGAUGACGACGUUUUUGAGAAUGAGGAGGUCCUGCAAGAGUUGGACAAGAUGGAGUUGAAUGAGGACCAGAUUUGUGAGGUCUUCGCCGUCUUGGAGCGCAAGAGAUCAUGGAAGGAGAACAAGCUCUUCAAAGCGGACAUUCGAAAAGAUCGUGGCAGCUUCAUCAAGGAUGGCAACAAUGGCUAUCCCCGUGGUCAAGCUGGAGGGCCCCCUGCCGGAGGCGUAGCUGGCAGGAAUCCUUCCCGCCAGGGUUUCAAUCGUGAUCAGUUGAAGAAGAUCUCCAGGUGUCGUCUUUGCCAGAAGAAAGGACACUGGGCUGCUGAAUGUCCGUCCAAGAAGGGCGCUGGUGGAGCUACGGCCUUUGCCUACUGCAGUGCCAGCGCUGACGUGUCGAGAUCGGCUUUUACCUUCUUGUCAGUGAUGGAGGUCCGACAAGCCAUUCGUCAAGUGCUUUACGGAGAUGAUCAGCAUGGUGACGGAGGUUGGGCCUUUCUGACCUUAGAUGGGGGUGAGGCUGUUCUGGACAUCGGCGCCACUCAAGAUCUCAUAGGGCUGUCUGCCCUUGAAGAUUUGACCAAGGAGCUCAAGAAGGUGGGACUGAAGCCUGUGAAAAUUGACAAGCCCGUCAGCACACCGACAGGCAUUGGUGGAUCAGCUCGGGCGCUCUAUGCGGUGCUGCUCCCAAUCUCACCGGGCGGCAUUCCGGGAAUUCUGGAGAUGACAGUCUUGGAGGGAAAUGUGCCGCCCUUGCUGUCAGUAGGGUUCCUAGACUUUCUCAAGGCGUCCAUUGACCUUUCUGAGGACAAGCUAGUGCUGCGAACUUUGAACCUGGAGCUGCCCAUGAACAAGAUCUCAACUGGUCACUGCACUAUCUCCUUGGUCAAGUGGAAGGGUGGUGAUUUUCCCAUUCCGGAUGACGUGCAGGAGAAGUACGGCUUGCCAGAACAUGCUUUCAACAUUUCAGCUUCAGCCUUUUGUGCGUAUCCAAAAAGUGCUGCUGCCGAGUUUGUCCGUCCACAACAUGAAGAACCAAUUCAGGGAAGUAUUUCAAAGUUUUCCUUUUCACAUGAGCCCAACAUUUUCAGUGAUUUUCACACUCCGCAAGCGAUCAACUUUGUGACGGACAGAGCAGAUUCAGCGACAUAUCAGCCUCCAGCGCCACUGAUGGAGAGCACUCGCGACUCUCGUGCCGCGCGCGGAUGGCAUCAACUGCUGAGCGCGAUGAGCGCACAGCUGGAGACCAACCGGGUGGCCUACAAGAACCUGGCUCGUGCAGAGCUUCGGACCAAGUUCGCUCCUGGGAUGAAGUUGCUGAUGCACGAGGGACACACAGUGGGAGGGUGUCUUCAUCCUUCCGAUGCCUUGAUCAACCGGUCCAACCAAUAUGCAAGAUGGACAGUGUGUCCGAAAUGUCAGGCCAGAGUGUGGUACCAGUCCCUGCGUCGGGGGAGGAGCUCGGCCCAGAGCUCGGUCCAGAGCGCUGCAACGACACCACCGAUCGAGCCCAUGUACCACACUCCGAAGGCACCACCUGUGGCACCUGGCAGAACAGCCGCGACACUGACGGCCUUGAAUCCCACGGAGGAGACUCACCAGGUCCUGGAGGCUGCGAUGUUGAGCUUCCAGAAUCAAGGGGCACAGAUGAGCAUGGCGAUGCAACAGGUCGGCCAGUCCCUGGAGGAGCUGGCGCGUGGGCAGGCUCAGAUGCUGAACAUGAUGCAGCCAAACCUGACACCGGCUCCGAAGCCCGCUGCCACUCCGACACCGUCCCUGCACGAGAGCUUUCACCUGGAUGCACCAGAGGCGGUAGCAUGGUCGGAUGUGGAGUUGGAAGGGUCCAGUCCGGGCUCAAUGUUCAAUCCGAACGAGAUGAUGCCCAACUACGACAACAACAACCACGAAUGCUACAUCUUCAAGUAUGACCUUGGCGUGGAUCAUCCAGCAUGCCCUGACUAUAAGGUUGUUCCUGGUGCGAACGAUCAACGACACUCCACAGAAUGCCCUGGUCUUGAAGUAUGUCCUGACUAUGAAGUCGUUCCUGGUGCGGACGAUCGACGGCACUCUCAAGUAUGUUCAGGUGAUAAAGUAUGCCCAGGUGAUGCAGUACACCCAGGUGCUACUGAAUGUGUUCGACAGCUGAUGAGCACAGGGGAAUCACAGUUUGUGGACCCGACAUCAAGACCCACUUGGGUUCCUCCUUUUGCUCAACAUCGACACCAACGCCUGGCCAACUGCACCUCCUUGGAAUCCGAGGCACUGGGCGAUCCCAACUGGUGUACAAUCUGGAGACGCGUUGUCACAGAGAUGGGAGACAUCAUAGAAGAUAGCCCUGGACCCCAUGCAGCAUUGGAUUUUGCAACACCCCUGGAUUUACGGGUGAGCUGCUGGGGCCUGCCCCUGGACUUUGUACGGCUUGCCAACUUCUCAACUCAGGAGGUUCUGCCCCUACGUUUGGACUCUGAGGGUCAGGUCUCCGAGGAGGGCACGUAUUGGGCAGUUCACUCAGAUUUGUUGAGUGAAGAGGUCAUUGGAUUUUGGACCGAAGCUUCACAUGAUGUCUCUUCCAAGGGCGAGAUCCACCGAUGUGCCCAGAACCUCUGCUUUCUUGCCAAGAACACCACCACCAAUGGGGGCAAUCGGCGACUGGACUUUGCCGAGUUGUUCUCACCGCCCAGAGUGUCUCCUUUGGCACAGCAGAUGGGUCUGAAGGUGGACGCCAGCGCAGUGUUUGACCUGACGGCUGGGUGGGAUGUUCGAAACAAAGAACAUCGACGACGUUUCCGCACAUUUCAGAGCGAGAGACGUCCCAAGACAUUGAUGGCCUCACCAGAGUGCAAGGCCUUCUCUCCACUGCAGAACAUCAACAAGGAGAGGUUAGACCCAGAAUAUCUUCGCAAGAUCCUGACUGAGGGCCAGUUGAUGUGGGACUACAGUCUGGAAGCUGUGAACACCCAGACCGUCAAUGACGACUAUUUUGGACUGGAACAUCCAGAGAGGGCUUCAUCUUGGAAAUUGCCACAAACACAACGUCUCCUACGCAGACCUGAUGUUGCAGUCAUCAUCUUCGAUCAAUGUGCUCUUGGUCUCACGGUAGUUCCAGAUGGCAUGCUCUCACGGAAGACCACCAGGAUUGCUACCAAUAACCCAUGGCUGGCGAAGAGACUGCUACAGGCUCAAUGCGUUGGAGGGCACCCUCAUCGACAGCUCAUUGGUGGUCUCCCAGCAUUAGCUCAAGAAUAUCCACCAGCUCUAUGCCAGUGCAUCGCAGAGAGCGCUCGUGACGCAGCCCUGGGACUAUCUCCUCCCUCCUUUGUGACAGAGCCCAUAGUCUCAGAUGAGCCGUCAUGGAAUUUUCCAACACUUGCUGAAGGAGAAGAAGGAGAAGAAGAGAAUGAGCCAGCGGUGGCUGAACCAGUCACCAGUGGAACCAUCCCGGUUGUGACCGAGGCACAGAAACGACUGGUGCGUCGAGUUCACAUCAACACGGGUCAUCCUCCUCGUGACCGCCUCCUACGAGCCCUACGAGCUGCAGGAGCACUACCACAGGUCUUGCAUUAUGUUCAGCAUGACUUCGACUGCGAGAUCUGUCAGUCGAGAAGCGGACCUGAUGUCCGGCGCAAGGCUCAACUUCCCAAGACUUACUCCUUCAACAAGGUUCUCUGCGUGGACUUCUUCUAUGUGAAAUGGCGAGAACAUCAGAUCGCAGUUCUCAACAUGGUGGACCUCGGAAGCGGCUAUCAAGUUGCUGUGCGCGCUCCUGUUGCUGAAGGAACUCAUGGUGGAACUCCAACAUCAGAGAUGGCAUGGCGUCUCCUCUUGACGACAUGGAUCCGACACUAUGGAGCUCCUCAACUUAUACUCUGUGACGCCGGCAACGAAUUCCGAGGCUUCUUUGAGCGCAGUCUUGAGAACAUGGGCAUUUUCCAACAUGUGAUACACCCGGAGAGCCCCUGGGAGAACGGCAAGUGUGAGAGGCAUGGUGGAUGGCUGAAGAGCAAGAUCGACCGCGAGCUCACCAGUGGCCGAAGUGUGGUCCAGACCUUGGAAGACCUGGAUGAGCUCCUGAGCUCUCUGACCACCACGAAGAACACCUGGCUCAACAAGGGAGGCUUCACCCCCUAUCAACUGGUGUUCGGCUCAUUGCCGAGAAUUCCAGGUGAGCUGCUGGCCGAUGAUGAGUUGGCACAACAUGGCAUGAGUGACGCCUUUGAGGAUCCCAUGGAAGUCGAUGAAGCUGCAGGCGAGUAUCGCCGUCGGCAUCAGAUUCGAGAACGAGCACGCCAGCUGGCCAUGCAGCAGGACUCCACCGAUGCCAUCAAGGCAGCCACCAAGGCCGCACCACAUCAAGAUCGGCCCUGGCGACCUGGGCAGUGGGUCUAUGUCUUCCGCAGGGCCAGAGCGAAUCAAGAGCUUCACCUGAGAGAUCGAUGGGUAGGCCCUGGCAUUGUGGUUCUGGUCAAUAACAGCACGGUGUACGUUGGCAUGAGAUCAAGAUUGUGGAGGUGCUCAGCGGAACAACUUCGGCCAGCCCUGUCCAGCGAGAUUCUGGGGAAAGAUCUGGCCUCAGAUCCUGCAUUGAGCACUCUCUUGAGACAGGUCAUCUCGGGGCAACGAGCUGGAGCAGUAGAUGUUGCACGAGAAGGACCACCACCUGGAGGUUCUGGAUGUGAGCCAGUUGAGCGAGCAGAUGGCGUUCAACUGGCGGAUCAACCACUACAUGGUCCCCUCAGGCCACAUGACCAUCUUCCUCAACAAGCCCCGCAGGAAGUCCUGCCUGUUCCUCCUGGUCUUUCUCCACACGUUCCACUAUUACCUCCAGCACCUGUGCAGAGCACACCAUCCUCCAGAAGAUCAUCAACCCGAGAGCCAGCCAGUGAACCUGGGGCAGUCAUCAGCCCAAACAAUGUUCCACAAAGAGGUCAAGAACAUGCAGAACCACAGCUUCCUCCAAUUCCAGAGCAAGACACCAGAGAUGAACGCUCAGAUGACGAUGCAUCAUCUGGCGAACCUCUCUCAAAGGCACCAAGACUGACAAGUCCUCAGAUGAGGAGUUCCGAUUCAAGCUCAUCAGCCAUGCCGGCUCAUGAGGAGGCCACAACAACCAGGGCACCUGGGACUCCGAUCCGUGGACUUUUGGAUCGAGUUCUCCGAAGCCCGAGAAGAGAGAGAAGCCCGAGAAGAGAUUCAACAACAACGCUGACACCAGUUGAGCACAUUGACUCAACCAACCGCGUUGCUCAGCAGAUCAGAGAGUUUGACCACAUGUCUCUUCCUCAAGAGUCUUCAGAUCAAGCUGCCACUGAGUCGGUCACGUUUUGGAAUUUUCUAUCUGGGCUUCCUCAGACCGACAAGAAGCGCAAUGAUGAGAUCUCAUUGAAGGAACUCAGCGCUGAAGAGAAGAAGCUGUUUGAGGAGUCCGACCGGCUAGAGUGGGAAGCCAUCCUUCAGACCAAAGCCGUGCACGUCAUUUACGGCGAAGAGGCGCAGAAGAUCAGACAGCAGUUUUCAGAUCGGAUCGUCUCUUCACGCAUGGUGAGGCGCAAGAAGCCGCAACCUCUCCUACACAGCUGGAAGGCCAAGUCAAGAUGGUGCUUGCAUGGGCAUACUGACCCUGACACGGGGCUACUGGUCACCUACGCUCCCACACCACAGACGGAAGGCAUCAUGCUCUUCCUGCAGACAGCGAUCAACCAUCAAAUGACCAUUGCCUUUGCCGAUGUGAAGAAUGAUUGCCACUGCCACCUGGAGCCUGGAGCACUUAUUUCCAUUGACGUGCCAGUGUAUGGACUGGACGACGCUCCAGCUGAAUGGCGAGCCACCGUCUCCGACUUCACCGUGAAGGACUUGAAGGCAGAGAGGAACGUGGUCGAACCAUGCUGGUACUCCAUCUUUGAGCCCAAGACUCGUCGUCUUCUGGGUCAGAUUUUGGUGGAGGUGGAUGAUUUUAUCAUUGCAGCUCUUCCAGAGCACUACGACAAGCUGCAGAAACAGAUGCAGGAUCGUUUUACCUUUGGCAAGUGGGAGGUCAAUGAGGCCGAAUUUGCGGGCAGACACAUACGUUGCACGCCUGAAGCCAUUUACAUUGACCAGCACAAGUACAUUCAAGAACAAGUGCAUCCCAUCGCCUUGCCGAAGGGUAGAAGGCAGCAAGCGAAGGAGUCAGUGAGCGAUGAUGAGUUCACGGCGCUCCGAUCACUCAUCUACCGCAUCAACUGGGUUGGCAGAGAGACCCGCCCUGAAGCAGCUGGCCUAGCCUCGAUCAUGGCAUCCAAGCUCAAGCACGCCAAAGUAGAAGACAUCCUUGUGGUGAACAAGUUUGUCAACUACCUGCGAUCUACGUCAGACCGGGCGAUCAAGAUCUGGGCCUUUGAUCCCCGAGAAAUGGCAUUUGUCGUCUUCUCAGAUGCGGGUGGGAUCAACACCAAGGGUUCCGACUUGUUGGAUGAAGAAGGCCUUCCAACAGAUUCAACACAGGGUGCUUGGCUUGUUUUAGCGACUGAGAGGCUGCCACAUGGCAGACAGAAGGUGAGAGCAACACCUCUGGCAUGGAGGAGCAGCAAGUUGAAAAGAAAGGUCUUCUCCACCUACGGUGGCGAGACUCAAUCCAUGUUGCAGGGUGUCAGUGAGGUUGACUGGCUCCAAGUGAUGUAUCGAGAUGCGACGGCGCACGAUGUAGCUCUCUCAAACUGGCGUUGCUCAUUGUCCCCACACAUGCUUGUUAUGAAGGGAGAUUGUGAACUUGGAGGGCGUCAACAGCAGUGCUCAGUGACUGACGCCAAAUCGCUGUAUGACUGUUUGCUGCGUGAGAAUCCAUCCGGUAAGCAGGAUCGAAAAUCCGCAUUAGAACUUGCAAUUGUCCUCAGGGAUCUUCAAGAAACCAAGUCCAUGGUGCGCUGGGUUCCCCACCAAAAGAUGUUGGUUGAUGGAUUGACCAAAGAAGAUCCCCUGAAGGCAAGUGACGCGUUGCAUCAGUUUCUCAAGUCCGGAGUUUUGAGCCUUGUAGAUGUCACUUCAGAGCUGGAAUGUGGAGACCCCACGGAGAGACGCAUCACGUUGCUUCCGUUCACCUUCGACACCGAUGGCCUUUGCUUGGAACGUGUGAGAUUAUUUCAGAACGACGUGGUGGCGGUACUGACCAGCGUGCACUUCGAGUCUAGGCUGGAGCAUCAGUUGUCAGAGAUCAAUCGCAGCACAUGUCGGUUGGCCUACAGAACCAGUGGCGUCCCUUACGGCCCCUGGGCGCGGUCUGAAACAGUGGGACCUUCGUUCGACGCUGCCGACACUGCGGCGUCACAACGGACGCUUGGAAGUGUCUGCGAUCACUGUCACUGGGCUAGCCCUUACUCGUGCGCCUUUCAGCCGCGCAAGCCACAGCCGAAACCACAGCUGCCCAUGGGGGCCGUGAGGUUCAGUGGUCCUCGUUGA
This is a messenger RNA of Cladocopium goreaui, 9540 nucleotides long. Lineage: Eukaryota; Dinophyceae; Suessiales; Symbiodiniaceae. The record is from the annotation of a GenBank genome assembly.